Purpureocillium takamizusanense is the source of this 1052-nucleotide messenger RNA. RefSeq lists its product as uncharacterized. Gene Ontology annotation, molecular function: riboflavin reductase (NADPH) activity; FMN binding. The record is from RefSeq and is a predicted model, not a curated record. The transcript has 2 exons. Bases 87 to 950 code for a protein of 287 amino acids. Lineage: Eukaryota; Fungi; Ascomycota; Sordariomycetes; Hypocreales; Ophiocordycipitaceae.
AUCAACACCACACAUUCGCCGCCGCUCGCGAGCCCUUCGCCAAUCGCAAUUGCGUCUCAUCGCUGCAUAAUGCGCUCGCGGGCGUGAUGAACACCUGCAGGGCGAUGCGCAAUGCGUUGCGCGCGGCACCUAACCUGCGACCGGGCCCCGGCAGAGUUCCUCCUCUGGCUGGAGCGUGCGUGCAAGCCCGGACGCUGAGCCUCCAGAGCGUCGCGAGGGGUGUCCACGAUGGGGUCAUGGGCGCGCUGGAGAUUGGGGCGUGGUUGACGGGUAAGAAGCCGCUUCCUUAUGCCUCGACGUCUCGUCGACCACCGCCAUCACCAGCAACUGUCUGUUCGAAAACCCACCACCCUUCAUUCCACGUCUCGCCGCCGUCGCCACCGACCGCCGAUCCGGACGCGGAGACGUCGCUCCCCGAGCAACUCCGGUCCGUGAUGCGCCUCCUCACGAACCCUGUCGUCGUGUGCACCGCUACACACGGCGCCAUGCCGCGCGCCAUGACCAUGUCGUCAUUUACAUCGCUGACGCUCUCUCCAACGCCGCUCGUAACGUUCAACGUCGCGACGCCGAGCCGCAGCCUCGAUGCCGUGGCCGCGAGUGGCGAAUUCAAUAUACAUGUCCUUGCUGGGGAUGAGGCCGGUGCGGCGGUGGCCGACCACUUCACGCGCGGCAACGUCGAGGGCGUGUUCGAUGACUUAGAUGGCGGUGACGCAGAGGUGGAGAUCGUGGCCGGUCGGCCGCCGCUGCUCAAGGGCGAGGGCGUGCUGUGGGUGCUGAGGUGCAGGGUGUUGAGCGACGGGCCGCAUGGGGGGCUGAUGAAGGUGCGCGACCACGUCAUCGUGGUUGGGGAGGUUGUCGAGAUGAUAUCCGGGAAGAGGUCGGACGAAUUUGGACUGGCAUACGCGGACAGGAAGUACAGACUUGUUGGGGGUGUCAUUGCAAAGGACUGAGGGAGAUGCGAGGGUAAUGAGUUGAUGCAUCUGCUUUCUAUAGACUGUACUAUUAAACGCCUAACGCUCAUGGCAAUGCAAGCCACAUACCAUCCACCUCCU